Molecule: messenger RNA, 393 nt
Organism: Paraphaeosphaeria sporulosa
Lineage: Eukaryota; Fungi; Ascomycota; Dothideomycetes; Pleosporales; Didymosphaeriaceae
Product: ribonuclease-domain-containing protein
Exons: 2
Coding region: 1-393 (130 amino acids)
Molecular function (GO): RNA nuclease activity; RNA binding
Source: RefSeq, a predicted model, not a curated record
AUGUUCGGCUCAAUCAACCUCGUUUCCAUCCUGCUCCUCGUCUCCUCCGCUGCGGCACUUCCUGCUGAGCUUGACAAGCGCGCCGCUGCCAAGUGUGGUUCUGUGAGCUACACAGCCGCCGCAGUCAACGCCGCAUCUCAAAAGGCGUGCUCGUACUACCAGGCCGGUACUCAGGUCGGAUCGAACAGCUACCCGCACACCUUCAACAACAACGAGGGCUUCUCGUUUGCUGUUUCCGGCCCUUACCUCGAGUUCCCCAUCCUCUCCAGCGGUGCUCUAUACACUGGUGGAUCUCCUGGAGCUGACCGCGUUGUGAUCAACACUUCUUGCAAGCAGGCUGGUGCGAUUACGCACACUGGUGCUAGUGGAAACAACUUCGUCAAGUGCACCUAA